AUGGCUGAUAUCAAAGGACAGAUUAAAGAAUUACUCAAAGCGUUCCAAAAUAUGCAGCCUUCGGAUCCUCAGUUCGAGCCUGCCCUUGAGAGUCUCAUGAGUGAUCUUUCCAAGCACAUCAGAGAGGAAGAAAGCGAAGACCUUUCCAAACUAGAAGACAACCUGUUGACUGAAGAGAGUAACGAUCUGGCCGCUUCUUUCGGCCGAAUUAAGAUUUUUGUUCCCUCGCGCUCUCAUCCGAGUGCUCCUGACAAGCCUCCUUUCGAGACUGCUGUCGGGCUUAUGACGGCCCCUAUCGAUCACCUUGCCGAUUUGUUCCGGUCUUGGCCUCAUACUUCUGGCAUGCCAAAUCCGUCGACCAAAUAG
Messenger RNA from Penicillium malachiteum, 366 nucleotides. RefSeq lists its product as uncharacterized. Bases 1 to 366 code for a protein of 121 amino acids. The transcript has a single exon. The record is from RefSeq and is a predicted model, not a curated record. NCBI's taxonomy places the organism in Eukaryota, Fungi, Ascomycota, Eurotiomycetes, Eurotiales, Aspergillaceae.